UGUCAACAUGUUUUUUGCAGUAACAGUUUUUUUUUAUGAAAGUCAGCCACUUUUUAAAUGUUCAUUUUUUGCCUACGUGUUACACUUGCUGUAUCAGCCAAACUCCAGGAAAGACCUACAAAAAAAAGUUGGGUCUGUUUGUCACACGAUGUUCAACUUCUGGAUAAUAUUGUUUAUGUCUCUGGUGCCAAUGGUCGCCUGCAAAGAAGAUGGCCCGGCAAGGAUGAGAAUUCGUCUUGGAAAUGAUAACCCCGUAGUAGUUUUUAUGAUGAACGAUAUCAAUCAGUACUAUACCACCAGAGGAGAGGGUACAGUUCAGACAAUUUUAGCUCCAGAGGCAUAUAUUAUUGAACCGACAGGAACGAAAUACGAGAUAUCUGUUCAUGUUACCACCGGAAGCACGUCACGCGAAUGCACUUCGACUAUCAUGGAACGCCCAUGGCUCAAUGACCAAGAGAAGUACGAAAAACUGGAAGGACCUAACUGCAUUGGGAUUUACUUUUAAACUUCGGCUACAAGGACUCCAUUACCAAUGACAUGUCAUGUUAAUAUAAUUUUUCAUGAAA
Molecule: messenger RNA, 566 nt
Organism: Biomphalaria glabrata
Lineage: Eukaryota; Metazoa; Mollusca; Gastropoda; Planorbidae
Exons: 5
Coding region: 8-505 (165 amino acids)
Source: RefSeq, a predicted model, not a curated record